Messenger RNA from Rhizophagus irregularis DAOM 181602=DAOM 197198, 3094 nucleotides. RefSeq lists its product as uncharacterized. The record is from RefSeq and is a predicted model, not a curated record. Gene Ontology annotation, molecular function: GTPase activator activity; ATP binding; protein kinase activity. NCBI's taxonomy places the organism in Eukaryota, Fungi, Glomeromycota, Glomeromycetes, Glomerales, Glomeraceae. Gene Ontology annotation, biological process: protein phosphorylation; activation of GTPase activity.
GUGAUUAACACAAUAUUUCGUGCUAGCUUUAUUUUUACGUUAACUUUGUAUACCAUCUUGCAUACAUAAAAGUUCAAGUUGAUAAAAAUUUUUUUUAAAAGCAUUCUUUGCAUUUUUAAAUAUUCAUGGCUACUUUCGCCACUGACAAAGAAAUAAAUGAAAGCUUUCAACAAGAUGUGCAUCUGGGAGUAAACAGUUUUUCUGCUGUUGCUGGUGUAGAAGACCGAGAUGUUGUACCCGCAACAGCAACAACCGAAAUUUUUGGCCGGUUUCAAGCAUUAAAGACGUUGUUACAUCCGAACCUUUGCGAAUAUGUAGAAAUUGUUAAAGGCAAACACGAUCGAUUGUUUGUGGUAUCUGAAUAUCACAUGAAUCAUCUUGGAAAAUUAUACCAACGUAACGAAGAAGGCAACACUCUGGUUUCAAAAAUGGGAAUGGUUAUGUUACGUGAAUGGGCUUUUCAAAUUUUAAAAGCACUUGCAUAUUUGAAUCAAAAUGGUAUAACGCAUCACAAUUUAGCUCCUCACAAUAUUCUCUUAGAUAUUGAGGGUAGAAUCAAAUUAGCCGAUUAUGGUUUAUUUUAUAUGACUAAUGGUGGAGAAGAUGUGGAUUUCCCGAUUGGCUAUCCACAUUACCUUCCUCCUGAGGCAAUUUAUCGCCGAGCUGAUAUGCCAGGUGCUACUGGAAAGGUGGAUGUGUGGUCACUUGGUGUAAUAUUGGCCGAAAUUUUUACUGGGUCACCUUUUUGGGUAGGAAAUGAUAAAGACAUUGAGAAAUUGUUUUCUUCGUUAUGGAAGCUCCAGGAGGCAGAACAUAAUGAUGAUAUCUGGGAAAAGUUUUAUAUCUGGGAUUGGGAUUUGGGUAUAAAUGAGGCUAUUUUGGAUUUUCUUCAAGUUACCGAGGAAGAUGAUAUUGUCGAUUUCCGAAAAUUCAUUCAUGCAUGUUUGAAAGUGGAUGCUUCAAAAAGGUGUUCACCGGAACAAUUAUUGUCACAUCCAUUCUUUUCUUCAUCAUAUGGAGAUGAUCUUAGCAGCCAAUAUAAAUAUUGGUGGAAAAAGCCAUUCUUACAAUCACAAAAAAUUUCUUUCGAUGAAGAAAAUUUAUUUGAUCUUAUAGAUGAUCAACCUAACAAAGAUGUUCUUCAUGGGUUGCCGUUAUCUCAGAUUUAUUAUUUUUGGAAGCUUGCUGGAGGCGAUGUGGAAACAGAAUUGGCCAAAAGAGGUUACCUACUAAGUACACCACCAAUCGAACGAAUUCCAAGGACCGUGAAAGUGCAAGAUGGAAAAGAAGAAGGCACAACGGAGGAUACGGCCUUUCUAUUUUCUGAUACUGUUUAUACUUUAUCUUUAAAAGAACUUCGGCAAAGGCUUGAAGUAGCUACUGGUCCUAAUAGAGAAGCGUUUGAGUGGGAUACCGACUAUUUUAUGCAAACUGAUGAAGAUGAUAUGAACUUUCUGGCAGAAGAAAUGUCAAAUGAUGAUAAUUCAGGUUCAGGAGAUGAAGUUUUUGGAAAGUAUCUUUUCCCUGAUCCAAAUAACCAUAAGGUGAUUUCAUCAUCGAUAAAUGGACAAAUCAUGCCACCAACGAAUAACGUUAAAUUACCAUUAAUGAAUCGUGAAAAAGAUGUUGGUUAUCAGUUUCAGAGGGUUGUCUUAUUUAGUGAAUUACUUAGACAGUAUCCAGCAUCACGGGAUGAAAUUAUUCAUCAUGCCAAAGUAGAUAUACCACCGUUUUUACGCGGAAAAAUUUGGGCUGCGAUUUUAGGAGUUAAAGGCGACUACCAAGCAUUAUACGACUCGUAUAAUAAAGAAACAGAAACUACAACAGAUCGUCAGAUUGAUGUUGACGUUCCGAGGUGUCAUCAAUAUAAUCAACUACUUUCGUCUCCUAUUGGUCAUGAAAAACUUCGAAGGCUCUUGAAGUGUUUUAUUGCGGCGAAUAAUAAAUUGGUUUAUUGGCAAGGAUUUGACUCUCUUUGCGCCCCUUUUCUAACGCUUAAUUUUAAUGACGAAGCUCUUGCAUUUAGUUGUUUACACACAUUUGUUCCGAAAUUUCUUCAAGACUUUUUCUUGUCUGAUAAUUCGCCUGUUAUCAAAGAAUAUCUUGCGGUUUUUAGCCAUCUUUUAUCAUUUCAUGAUCCGGAACUUUCAAAUCAUCUUGAUAAAAUAGAGUACCACCCUGAUCUAUAUGCAAUUCGAUGGUUUUUGACAUUAUUUACUCAUGUUUUUCCAUUGGAUAAAACUUAUCAUCUAUGGGAUAAAAUCCUUGUUGGUCCACCAUCGCUACCAUUAUUUAUUGGUAUCUCUAUCCUAAGACAGCUUCGUGAGAUGCUUUUAAAAUCCGAAUUUAAUGAUUGUGACACAUUUUCUGAGUCGUUUCCUGAUGUUGACAUUGAAAAGUGUAUCCAAUCGGCGCUUUCGAUGUGCAAAGUAACACCUCAUUCAGUAAUUUAUCGCGUUCAUGAGCCUUUUGCAACGCCUGAUACAUUACAUAAUGGAGUUCCUGAUUAUCAUAUCCAACGUUGGUGGGAACAACCCAUCCCGAUUGAUGUUAAGAAAACUGAAUUAGCUCCAAGAAUUUCACUUAAAGAUUUAGUAAAAUUGAAGAAUUAUGUAUUGGUUAUCGAUAUAAGAAGUGAACAAGAAUUUUCUAGAGGACAUUUUCCAUUAUCAGUAAACAUGAAUCCGGCACAUUUAGAACAAUUUAUACAAGCACUUAAACAAGAGUUUAAGAAAUAUCAUGUAGUUUUAGGCAAUAGAGGAGAUUCAGGACCGCAGUUUGCUGCAGAACUCGUUCGUGCCCAUUUUACACGAGUUGCAGUGUUAACAGGUGGCAUUGAUGUUAUGCGUGUUGAUCCCGUAGAAGGUGUCUCAAUAUGUUCAUGUCCAAAUUUUACCUCGGGAUCAAAGAACGGAAGUGCUGGUUACCGAAAAUGUAGAACUUUUAAAUAGAAAUAAUUUUUUGAGCAUUUACUUAAUGUAUAGAGCGGGAAUAUCAAUGAUUCGUGGGUUGGGAUAGCUUAUAAAAUAAAUAUUUAUAUAGUAAACGUGAUUUUAAAAAUCAUAUGAUUCGCAGUAAUGGUACUAUCAAAGUU